AUGGCCGCAAAGAUGAGGUACACCAUGACCACAAACAUCCAUAGGCCAAAGCCCAGCACUCAGGGCGGGAACGCAGAUGAGGGCAGAGAGGACGAUAGGGAUGAAGAUGUAGUACUUGAGGGUAGUGUCGCCGGGUCGUUUACCGAAUACGAAUACGAGUUGAGUGUUUAG
Acaulospora colombiana is the source of this 171-nucleotide messenger RNA. The record is from the annotation of a GenBank genome assembly. Lineage: Eukaryota; Fungi; Glomeromycota; Glomeromycetes; Diversisporales; Acaulosporaceae.